Molecule: messenger RNA, 1116 nt
Organism: Aspergillus homomorphus CBS 101889
Lineage: Eukaryota; Fungi; Ascomycota; Eurotiomycetes; Eurotiales; Aspergillaceae
Product: DnaJ domain protein
Exons: 2
Coding region: 112-1116 (334 amino acids)
Source: RefSeq, a predicted model, not a curated record
CCGUGCGUGCAUCCUAUACUCUGCUCGCAUCUAUAUUUCUCCUCAAUGGUCCGCUUGAAUUACUUGGAACUAAAGCAUCAUUACAUGUAACCAAUAAUAUCCGCGGGAGAAAUGUCACUGCCUCGCCUGAGGACCGCCGCCUCCUCUUCGUCGUCUUCCUCCUUCAUCACCUGCACCACUCGACGCCAACAACGCUGUAAACCCCAAACCCGAACAGCAUCAUCUACAACACCCAGCUACAUCCACAGACUUCACAAUCGUUCAAGUCCAUUCUCACACUCACACAAACAUGUCUCGUCCCAAAAAUCACACACCACACCGUUCUCAACAACCUCCCACCACCGCGCCUCCGCCCGCGAACCAACCUACUACGAGCUCCUCGACGUCCCAAUAACCGCCUCACAAGGCGAGAUCAAAAAACAAUUCUACACCCUCUCAAUGCGCCACCACCCAGACCGUAACCGCGACGACCCUACGGCCUCGGCGCGCUUCUCGCGGAUUUCUGCCGCCUACAAUGUCCUCAGUCAGCCGAACAAACGCGCCGCCUACGACCGCGACCACGGGAUCUAUGCCCAGUACCAGAACACCCGGUCCACCGCGACGGCCGGCCAACAUCCCAUGGGCAGCUACAGCAGUCACAGCGCCAACCUCCAUACGAAGGGGACGUCGUAUGCCGGAUCCCGCCCCGCCAGCGGGUUGAGUAAUCGCCGCGGCCAAUUCCGCGGCCCGCCGCCGAGUUUUUAUGCCAAUGGCGGGUAUGGUCGGACGGGGAGGAGUGCGCCAGGCCCGGGUUCUGGGGGUGGUGGUGGCGGCGGCGCUUCUUCGGCGGGUCAGACGUCCGCUGCUAAUGACGAGGAUCCGACUUCGUUCAUUGACAGGAAUCCCAUUCAUCAUUUCAAUGCUAGGGGUCACUAUAAGACGCAAACAGCGGAGGAUGCGCGGCGGAGAGAGCGGAGAGGAAAAGCCAUGGAUGCGCUGAAUGAACAGUACCUGGGGAACCCUUGGGCGACCGCCGUCCGGUUCGUCACCGUCUGUGGGAUCGUGCUUGGAGCGGGUACAAUGGCGGGUUGGGUUCAGUGGCCCAACGAAAAAGCAACAAAACGGAAAGACCCAUAA